Molecule: messenger RNA, 529 nt
Organism: Phodopus roborovskii (desert hamster)
Lineage: Eukaryota; Metazoa; Chordata; Mammalia; Rodentia; Cricetidae
Gene: Polr2f
Product: RNA polymerase II, I and III subunit F
Exons: 5
Coding region: 71-454 (127 amino acids)
Biological process (GO): DNA-templated transcription
Cellular component (GO): RNA polymerase II, core complex; nucleus; RNA polymerase I complex
Molecular function (GO): DNA-directed RNA polymerase activity; DNA binding
Source: RefSeq, a predicted model, not a curated record
UAGUGCCGGGUGAGCUUGAGGCGCGCUUCGCUUUUCUGUACUCCGGACUAACCAGUGCGGCAAAGGCAUCAUGUCAGACAACGAGGACAAUUUCGAUGGCGAUGACUUUGAUGAUGUGGAAGAGGACGAAGGACUGGAUGACUUGGAAAAUGCCGAGGAGGAGGGUCAGGAGAAUGUUGAGAUCCUCCCCUCUGGUGAGCGACCACAGGCCAACCAGAAGCGCAUCACCACUCCUUACAUGACCAAGUAUGAGCGAGCCCGUGUAUUGGGCACCCGGGCACUCCAGAUCGCGAUGUGUGCCCCUGUGAUGGUAGAGCUGGAGGGGGAGACAGACCCUUUGCUCAUCGCCAUGAAGGAACUCAAGGCCCGGAAGAUCCCAAUCAUCAUUCGCCGUUACCUGCCAGAUGGGAGCUAUGAAGAUUGGGGAGUGGAUGAGCUCAUCAUCACCGACUGAGCAGAGCUGCCGACUGUGCUGGACACCACUUCUACGCCCAUUUUAUAUAUGUAAAUAAUAAAUUUCACCUUCCCA